AUGGGGAUGGUCCCCAUCAAGGCUUGGCUGAGCGCCUACAGCUCUGAGAACACCUUUGAGUGGUUCAGCACCCUGCCCGGGGGCUUCCUGCUGGAAUACGCCGGGGCCAGCCCGGUGCAGCUGCGCUUCCUGCGCCUGCACAGCCACCGCGCCACGCAGAAGGUCUCGUACUCCUGCGGAGCGGCCCCGGAGCGCGGCCGGCCCCAGCCCCGCAGGGAAAUCCGCUUCCUGGCCGACUCCCGGGACCACAGCUAUGCGGCCAGCCUGCAGGGCUGCCUGCUGAACAACGAGUCCUCCAUCUCGGACACCAUCUUCCAGUUCAGCACGGAGCAGCUGUGGCUGCUGCCCCUGCGGGACCUGGCUGUCUUCCACAACGGCGACGCCUCGCACCAGUUUGGUUUCACAGUCGGACCAGUUUGCUUCAGCUGAAAGUGGUGCCACCCAAACCGAGCCAGCUGGUUCUGUCCCCACCCAAGAGCCAUCCCAAUGGGGACAAGUGGAUGCUGGGGGUGGCACAGGGCUCCCACCUGCUCCACAGAGCUGCCGGUUCCGAGCUCCGUGUUUGGAGCUGUGUUAUGUCCCGGACUCCACUUCCUUCUGGAGUAGAGGAGUAUUGUUUACAAAAGUCAUUUCUCUAUAAAUUAUAUAUUAUAUAUGUAUAUAUUAUAUAUGAGAAGGUGCUGAUUUAAUGAGUGCUUGGGGGAGGUUUGUGUAAUUAUAGUCACUGGGAACUGUCUGUAAGGAAAAAAAAAAAAACAAGGAGCAAAACUAGUGCCAGCUUGGGAAAAGGGGAAGAAAAGGGCUUUUCUUUGCCAGGGUCAAGUGCACAAAUAUUUGGAGGACUGAUUGACCAGGACUGGGCUGGGAAGUGGCCCUGGAGCCUGGGAGAGCCCAGUGUGGUGCUGCUCCUGCAUCUCCCUCCCAGCCAGGCACCAAGUGCUGCCAAGGGGUUAAAAUGUUAAUCUCCCCCAAAUUCUGCCUCUGUUUUGAGUCUCCACUUCACUGCAAGGGAUUUGUGUAGUGUAGAGCCAGGCACUGUAGCACUGGGUGCCUUUGUGGGCAUCUGCACCUGCUGGCACUUGGGGAAACUGAGGCAGGGCCAGCUGAUCACACUAAUGGGGAUGGUUGGAAUGUCCCAGCAUGGAACCAACAUCUGUGUGCUUCUAGUCACAGCUGGAAGGAAAGUUCUCCUUUGUCCUGCCUGUCUAUAGAGAAAAUAAAAUCACAGAAUCCUAAA
This is a messenger RNA of Lonchura striata (white-rumped munia), 1237 nucleotides long. The record is from RefSeq and is a predicted model, not a curated record. NCBI's taxonomy places the organism in Eukaryota, Metazoa, Chordata, Aves, Passeriformes, Estrildidae.